This is a messenger RNA of Gossypium arboreum, 2273 nucleotides long. Its product is annotated as protein DETOXIFICATION 16-like. The coding region runs from base 177 to 1724 and encodes 515 amino acids. Gene Ontology annotation, molecular function: antiporter activity; xenobiotic transmembrane transporter activity. Gene Ontology annotation, biological process: xenobiotic detoxification by transmembrane export across the plasma membrane. Gene Ontology annotation, cellular component: membrane. The transcript has 8 exons. The record is from RefSeq and is a predicted model, not a curated record. Lineage: Eukaryota; Viridiplantae; Streptophyta; Magnoliopsida; Malvales; Malvaceae.
UUGUUGAGCUCGAGUAAAUUACUUAUCCAUGGAAGGAAGGUUGGAGCAUACAAAUCCUGAAAUUACUGGUAACACCUUCAAUCCCAGGCCCAGCUGAAAGCUAACAUUAAUUGGUUAAGAGCUCCACCACAUAUGUCUAUAACUAUAAUAAAAAAUAAAACACUUGCUUAUUUUAAAUGGAAAAUCAAAACCUCAACAACCCCAUCAUCUUCUUUAGUGUGCUUCAAAAGAAGAUGGAGAGAGAAGAAGACAGGAAGUCUUUAACUUCAGCUUUGAUUCAGAUACCGCCUGAAAACGAAGCAGUGAACAGCAAUGGAAUUAAUGAAGUUAGAAGAAAGAAAAUAAUAUGGGAAGAAGCAAAGAAACAAGUAUGGCUGGCAGGUCCUCUCAUAGGGGUGAGCUUAUUCCAGUACUCUAUACAGAUGAUAUCAGUGAUGUUGGUUGGGCAUCUUGGCGAGCUACCUCUCUCUGCUGCUUCAAUGGCUACUUCCUUUGCUACUGUUACCGGUUUCAGCUUGUUGUUGGGAAUGGCAACGGCACUGGAUACCCUUUGCGGACAGUCAUAUGGGGCAAAGCAAUAUUCAAUGCUGGGUAUUCACAUGCAAAAAGCAAUGCUUAUCCUUGUAAUCGUCAGCAUACCCCUUGCCAUUAUAUGGAUAAACACUACACCCAUUCUACUUUUUUUGGGCCAAGAUCAUGAUAUAUCAAUGGCAGCUGGAGAGUAUGCUUGUUUCAUGGUUCCCAGCCUAUUUGCAUAUGGUCUCCUUCAAUGUCUAGUCAAAUUCUUACAAACUCAAAACAUCGUAUUCCCAAUGAUGAUAUGCUCUGGGAUCACAACUUUGCUUCACAUUCUCAUCUGUUGGGUCAUGGUUUUCAAAUCUGAGCUUGGGUUUAGAGGAGCAGCCUUGGGCAAUUCAAUCUCCAACUGGUUCAAUGUCAUGCUGUUGGUUUUGUAUGUUAAGUUGUCUCCUUCAUGUGCCAAGACUUGGACAGGAUUUUCUAAGGAGGCUUUUCACAAUAUUUUCACUUUUCUUAGGCUUGCUGUUCCCUCUGCUAUAAUGGUCUGCAUAGAGAUGUGGUCGUUUGAAAUGAUGGUUCUGUUAUCAGGUCUACUUCCUAAUCCAAAGUUACAAACUUCAGUGCUCUCUAUUUGCCAUAGCACUUCUUACACGGUUUGGAUGAUACCCUUUGGGCUUAGUGGUGCAGUAAGCACUCGAGUCUCAAAUGAACUAGGAGCAGGGAAUCCGGAAGCAGCCCGUUUAGCUGUAAAUGUUGUCAUAGUUGUGGCCAUUUGCGUGGGCCUCUCGGUGGGAUUGAUCUUGAUAUUGAUUCGAAAUAUUUGGGGACAUGCUUAUAGCAAUGAAGUAGAAGUGGUUAAAUAUGUAGCGGUUAUGAUGCCAUUGGUAGCAACUUCAAACUUUUUAGACUCCCUCCAGUGUGUUCUCUCAGGCAAUGCUAGAGGAUGUGGAUGGCAGAAGCUUGGAGCAUACAUCAAUCUGGGAUCUUAUUAUAUAGUUGGAAUUCCAUGUGCUGUUUUAUUAGCUUUUGUACACAAUGUUGGUGGAAAGGGGCUAUGGCUAGGACUCAUAUGUGCUCUUGCUGCUCAAGCAACUGGUCUUGGUAUAGUUACCAUUCGAACGAACUGGGAGAAAGAGGCACAAAAAGCUACGGAAAGAGUAUGCCACUAUGCAAAUGGAAGUUUUAUCGUGAAGUUGGUUCUUUAAUCAUAUCUCGUUUAAUGGCAUUGAAAAUUUUGACUAUUUCACAUGAUGCAUGGUGUUGAUGGUAUAUAGUUAUUGAAAAAUAUGAUUAGCAGAGUAGAAUCUAUCUAUUUAUUUAAUGCAGUACUAUCUUGGAUUCCACAGCGAAGGCAAUAUGACACCUAAACGAACAGUUCCUUCAUGGCCGGCCAGCUGGCUUUGGGAAAUAAGCAAAGCAUUCAAGGAUUAAAACAAAAAUAAGUGACUUUUUAACCAAACUAAUUGAACACCAUCAGUGACUAUAAAAUGGAGAACGGGUGCAAGGAAUCAAGUUCACACUACAUUUAUUUAUUUAUAUGCUAUGCUAUGCUAUGCUAUGCUAUACCAUACUAAACUAUGCUGUACUGUACUAUACUAUACUAUACUAUACUAUACUAUACACCCAUCUCAUAUGAAAUGUAUAAAUACCCGCAAAGUACAAUCAGAGCAGCAUCAUUAAUCAUCUCAUCUUCCCAUAAAUACUAUUACAUAAAGCAUAUUUGUAAUGCAAUUAUCUAAAGCAACUAUUCAUAU